Messenger RNA from Dendronephthya gigantea, 1274 nucleotides. RefSeq names its product secretory immunoglobulin A-binding protein EsiB-like. The record is from RefSeq and is a predicted model, not a curated record. The transcript has 7 exons. Gene Ontology annotation, molecular function: protein binding. The annotation marks the transcript as partial. NCBI's taxonomy places the organism in Eukaryota, Metazoa, Cnidaria, Anthozoa, Malacalcyonacea, Nephtheidae.
AUCAGCGCCAAUUUAAUUUCUGUUACCAAACUGAGCAAAUGUAUAUCACAUUCAGUUGGUGAAGAUACCAUUGAUUUUUGGGCUCCGUUAUUUCGUCUGGCAUCCUUGGCUGGUAAUGAAGAUGCUAAGUAUACAUAUGCACAGAUGUUGCGAUCAGGAACUGGUAUCGAUCCUGACUUGUUAGAAGCUGCAAAAUUGUUUCGUGAUCUUGCAAAUGAUGGUCAUCCAUAUGCACAAUUUGCCUUGGCAGGUAUGUACUAUCAUGGAAUUGGCUUAGACCAAGAUUUUGAAACUGCCUUUCAACUUUAUGAGAAAAGCGCAAAAAACGGAGUUGACAUGGCCCACAGUAUGUUAGGAAACAUGUACCUUAAUGGUCAGGCUGUUGAACAAAAUGACAAACUUGCUUUGCAAUAUUUUCAAACUGGAGCAAAGAAAGGUGACCCAACUGCUGAACUCUCUCUUGCUCACUGCUAUUCCUAUGGAAAGGGUGUAACACAAGAUUUGACCAAAGCUUUCGAGUACCAUGUCAGUGCCGCAGAGAAAGGCCAUCCUAUUGGUAUGUACAAUGUUGGAACACAGUAUUUUGCUGGGAAGGGAGUUGAUGUCAAUAUGGAAAAAGCAGCAGAAUACUUUGAAAAAGCUGCAAACCUAGGAUUUGAACUUGCUCAGAUCAAUUUGGGGAAUAUGUACUACAAUGGUCUAGGCGUGGAGAAAAACUGGGAACGGGCCAAGGAACUGUAUCGUCAAGCUGCGCCAACGAACAAAAAUGCAGCGGCUUUACUCAAAGAAGUCGAGGAAGAUGAACGGAAGCUACGGGAGGAACAGAAGCCCGAGGAAUGAGUACGAAUACCCGGUCACCUAGGGCCCCAGGGCACAUGCAGUAUAAGAAUCACUCUACGGUGUACAUUCCAUUCAUCGCGUUUGCGCGGGGAAGGAGGCGGGGCGGGGGGCAACGAUCAAAUAAACUAAAGGAUCUCUUUACCAAACUCUCAGUGUUUAAAUGCAAAUGUUUUGAUAAAGAUGUUUUGAGUAAUUUCUUUGGAUCAUUAUUUUAUACGGUUUUACAGUAAUAAAACAUCUAGUUCAAGCGCGGUUUUGUGUUGCGUCACAACCCAUCAUUACAUGUUCAACGAUGUGGAUCAAUUUCAAUUUUCAAUAAUUGCAAUAUUUUUUUAAAAAUAAACAAUAUCCGUGAUCGUUUCAAUAAUUCAAUUUAUCUAAAAGCAGCCUCCGCCCUCUAUUCUUGAUAUAAAAAUCUUUCAUAGCAACGUAUU